This is a messenger RNA of Oncorhynchus gorbuscha (pink salmon), 4277 nucleotides long. RefSeq names its product zinc finger and SCAN domain-containing protein 31-like. NCBI's taxonomy places the organism in Eukaryota, Metazoa, Chordata, Actinopteri, Salmoniformes, Salmonidae. The transcript is spliced from 4 exons. Gene Ontology annotation, biological process: regulation of transcription by RNA polymerase II. The record is from RefSeq and is a predicted model, not a curated record. Bases 1483 to 3012 code for a protein of 509 amino acids. Gene Ontology annotation, molecular function: RNA polymerase II cis-regulatory region sequence-specific DNA binding; DNA-binding transcription factor activity, RNA polymerase II-specific.
UUUCCUUCACUCUGCGGUCCAACUCAUCCCAAACCAUCUCUGUAUGGUUGAGGUCGGGUAAUUGUGGAGGCCAGGUCAUCUGAUGCAGUACGACAUCACUCUCCUUCUUGGUGUCAGCUAGAUAUGUCAGCUAGAGAUUUGUAGUCUUGCAUGAUGUCUUUGAUGCUUAUUAGCAUUUUUGAAUCUGAGAGUAAAUUGAGCUGAAUAUUUGAUAAAAGUCAUAGAUGUAUUUGGUUCUCAAAAUGUCACGCCAGGGUAAGCCUACACCAAACACUGCCCUUAUUUUAAGUUUUUCUAAAAUUCCCUAUGGGAAAAAUGAAUGGUGGAAAUAGCAAUUGGAACAAUUUCCCUGUUAGGUUUUAUGGGUAUUAUGACCUCCACUGUGAGAUUCUAUAGCUAUCUAGCACCCCCUCCGCAAACACGCGUUUUCCAAUGUUCAAAUCAAAUUGUAUUGGUCACAUACACGUGUUCAGCAGAUGUUAUCGCGGGUGUAGAGAAAUGCCUGUUGGAUACAAGGCGGUACUUAUGUAAAUUAGGUAAGAGGAUAUCAUGUUACCACUGGUGUAUUAAAAUGAGAGUUAGGGCGAUGUCAACCUAUUCCUUUAAUAAUCCUCUGUGAAACUGCAGGUCAUAAUUUGCGGUGUUCCUGCAUGUGGGCAUUACUGCAUCUGUCUCACGAUUGUCUCCGCCUCCCGCUCGGGUGACACCGUGUACUAGCUAUCUUGAUAGUUAGCGACAUCAUGUACUAACUGGUCCCCUCAUUCCGUGUACCGGAGUCAUUGACAAACUAUCUAAACUAGUACACAGUGUACUUCGCUCCCGCCUGCCCUCACCGACGUUAAUGGAACUCGGGAAAAACAGUGCCCGACCCUACUUCUGUGGGGUUUAUCAGGAAUGCUCAAAUGCAUGAACACUCCAAAUCACAGGGCGCAAUUGCACCCUUCUCAAUAAGCGUGCCUCCUGUAUCCAAGUGUUUGACAUGGAGGAAGGGACCAGUAACUUUAUGAUCAAAUUGUAUCAAUGUAGAACCAACAGUAUUUUUUUCAUACUUUGGUUAUCAUACUUUGAUCAGGUUUCAUCCAAAUACCAUCCAAUCUUAUGAAAAACAUGUAUGGUCAUGACCUGUAAUAACCAUGUGCGUCACUGCAUUACACUACAUGUAGCCAUAUCUUGUGUUGACUAAUACGUUUUACGAUCUGAAUUCUUUAAAACGGCGUCUUUUUUGGUCAAUAGAUAUGGCUAUCCUACAUUCAGACUAUAAUAGACCCUGCUAAUUCUAACAAUUUUGAAGGUUUGUUGCAAUCUCAUAUUUACGGUAAUAAAUACUUAGGUCACGAGUUGUUGAACGGAAGUGUAAUUGCGCACGCAUCACGCGUUGUUUUAAUUUAUCGACAUUUACGGCUUGUUUAUUGAACAUUAGCUUGGAAAUUGUAGACUUUACUUCACAUAGAUAAUACAAAUCUGUAAUUUGGGCUGGACAAGAUGGCCAGCUGCAGUUUUCAGGUGCAGUUUAUAUCCAUUAUGGAGGUAUUGGCUAAAGCAGCGGUAGCCGAAAUAAACAAUCGUGUAGAUGAUAGCUGUGCUGUUAUACGCAUGGAAGUUAUCCAAAGCCAGCGAGAUAUUGAUGUACUGAAAAGGAAGUGUCAAAUGAUGGAGAGCGAGCUGAAGAAGACACGAGGACGAGUCAGGAGAAAAGAGAGAUCUUCAUAUCCAGUCAAGAUAGUUUUGAACAAGCAGAGGAGUAGUUCACAGUGGAGAGGCGGAGAGAUGGCUGUUGAAGGGGACUGUCAACCCAAGCCUACAGAUGUGGAGCAGAGAGUGGAGACUGAACCCAUACUGAUCAAAGAUGAGGAGACAGCAGAGGAUGUGUGGAAGACUGACCCUCAGGAAGAGCUCAGGAUCACUGGAGAGGAGUCUGGUUCCAAGCCUGGGAAACCACCAUCCUUUGAGCAACGGCACUGUGAUGAGGACUUCAUCACACAACCCAAUAUAUCUCCCAGAGAUUCAGUGGAACAUUACCCCAAUUCUGAUCAUCCAGAGGAACCAGGCACACCCUGGCUAUCAUCUACAGAGGUGUUCAACACAGAGCAGCACCGGCCAGACGAGGACUCACUAGACCUAGUGAUGGUGAAGGAUGAGAAAGAGGAGGAGUUAGAUCCGGCCCUGGCAGGACCUGACCAGUUUGUCAUGGAUGAGACUGAUGGGCAGCUGUUGACCUCUGUGGAUCCAGGCAGAGACACUGACCCUGAUGGCCACCCAGAUUUCUCCUUUCAUUCCACAGAAGAGUACUCUCAGAAUAUCUCAAUUUUCCCAUCUCAUAGUGGGCUAUCAUCUGUUCCAACUAUGAGGGAUGAUGUAGGACCGUUACUUCACUCUUCUAUAUGGAAACCACAUGCUAACGUGUUCAGUGCAGCAAAACAUAUGAAAAGACAUGUCAGGACAUUGGCUGAUGAGACUAGACAACAGAUGCCAGAGGGACAGAGUAGCGAGACGCUGAACUCAAAUAAUGAUGGAAAUAGUUUAGCUCUACAGUCAAAGCAGCAUCAAUACAGGGCUUCAGAAGCAACGGUGAGAUUGAGUGAGUGCACGACAGGGUCAAACAUGGCCACCACCUCCACCUUCUCUGGAUACAGCCUGAGUCACAGUAGUUUUAACAUGGUGAAGAGAAUGAGGACUCAGUGGAGAUCAGGCGGCACCACCGAGAGGCGUUUCAGCUGCACCUUCUGUGGGAAGAGCUUCCCACGUUUCUGGCAGCUAAAAGAACACCUCCGAAGUCACACCGGAGAGAAACCGUACACCUGCGAACAGUGUGGCAGGAGUUUCACCAAGCAAUGCAACCUGAUCAGACAUGCUGUGGUCCACAGCGGAGAGAAGCCCUACAAGUGCACACAGUGUGGGAAAUGCUUCCCCCAGCGCUCUGGUAUGAAGUCACAUCAGAGAACUCACAUAGGCGAGAGUCCAGUGUCUCAAUACGGGGCACCCACAUACCCUGGGAUCCACACACAAGUUUAAUGUUGUCUCAGACCAGAUGGAACAAAUAGUUCAUACUUGCAUAGUUCUUUCUGUAACACUUUAUGGGUAAAUGUGGUACAGAAGGUAAAAUGUUGUUCAUGUUUGACAUUUAACGACUCCUCACUUAUAAAAUAAUAAUCUAUUUGUUUAAAAACAAACAAUAUAUUCUAAUUUACAAUGAAAAUGACUCCAAAAUGACACACUACAUCAUUUACUUUUAAAUUCUAUUGGGCACAACAUAAUGGCGUUAGAGAAGUUGGGCAUACGCACAUCCUUAAAUGUGCUGGGCUAAGAAAGAAUACAUGUGCCGAUGAGGAAGGCCCUUCAUAUUGUUUAUGCUCCCAAUUCACUGCUUUGAGACAUUUUUGGUCCAAACACAAAAAAUGCAAGUGUUUCCAACAAGCAUGCAUGUUUGUAGUCACUGCGUGCUAGGACUAUGGGAUAAAAUACUAAACGUUUGACAAUGUAAUACUCUUAAGUAAAUUUGUCCAAAUACUUAUAAAACUUUCAUGGGGGCGACUAGAUAAAGGUCAUACAUUUCUAAAUGGUAAAGAAGUUAUGUAUGAAAAUACCCUCAAAUAAAAGGUCACCUCAUAAAACAUUUGAUAUUAAAUCCAAAAUGGAGUAUAGCGCCAAAUGAAAAGUUUUAGCUUCACUUUAUAAAUAAAUACAUAGGGGAGUGUAUAUGAAGAGUUUUAUUCCAAAACACUAUAUCCAUUUUCAGAAAUGUUAGUAAAUUGGUGGUCACACCAGAUACUGAUGGUUUUCCUGAUCCAUACCCCUGCCUUUUUAAUUUAUUUGAAGGAAUCUGUGACCAACAGAUUCAUAUCUGUAUUCCCAGUCAUGUGAAAUCCAUAGAUUCAUAAAAUAAAUUGUCAAUUGAUUGAUUUCCUUUAUAUGAACUCUUAACUCAGUAAAAUCUUUGACAUUGUUACAUGUUGCGUUUGAAAGUUUUAUUAUUGCUUUUGUUUUUACACUUAAAGAUCAUUUCAAAAUGUUUCAAUUCUUUCCAUAACAAUGUGAAGAGAGGUUUGUUCUCUGCCUGCUUCAUUUUAUGGAUAAAGAAUCUGCCAUGAAAAAUAAACUAACAAUGAAAGUUAAAUCAGGGGUCCAUAUAAUUUGAAGUUUUUCUUAGAUUUUAUUUUAACUCACUCCAUAAUCUUGUAACAUAACAGUCCCAAAAUAAAUGGUAAAGAGUCUCAGGGUCACAACCACAAAAUACACAUUUGUUAUCAAUAGCAAUUUUGAAUCUGUACAAUAAUGGU